AUGGAAAAAAACAGUAAAGAGAAAAUAUUGUGGAGGUGCAGAAGAAAAAAGAUAAUUGUAUUGAUACUCUACUAUGAUUCUUACCAAAAAGAUUUUUAUACAUUAUCAUUUGAUGAAACAACGAACUCAACUGGAUCAAAAGAAUUAGAAAUUGCAGUAAAAUACUGGUCUGAAAGUAAAGGAUUGAUAGUGCAUCAUCAUCUACAAUUGUUUUUAAUUAGAAAAGCCACAGGUGAAGAUCUGUUUGAAAAAUUAAAAAAAGCUCUUGAUAAUGCUCAUUUACCAUUAAAUAUGCGUAUUCAUAUUGGAAGUGAUGGGCCAAAUGUAAAUAAGAAGGUUUAUAGACUAAUGAAUGGAGAAUGUUUAGCUGUAAGAAAUCAAAAGUUACUCAAUAUUGGAUUCUGCAAUAUUCAUUUAUUACAUAAUGCUUUCUGCAAAGGUAUUUCAGUUUUGGGCGAGGAAGCAUCUGAUCUUAUAAUAUUAAUUCACAAUUAUUUUACUGGAUUGCCUUCAAGAUGGGAUGAUUUUGAACAAAUUCAGAGGGAUAAAGAAAUUCCAAAUUUGCAUUUUGUUAAACAUUGUCCAUCUAGGUGGCUUACUAUCGAAAAUACUGCGGCUCGACUAAUACAACAAUGGGAUGCAGUAGUUUAUUACUUCUUGAAAUUUGUUCCCCAAAUACGUUCUAUAUUAAUGAAAUCUUAA
Acyrthosiphon pisum (pea aphid) is the source of this 702-nucleotide messenger RNA. RefSeq lists its product as uncharacterized. Bases 1 to 702 code for a protein of 233 amino acids. The transcript is spliced from 3 exons. The record is from RefSeq and is a predicted model, not a curated record. Lineage: Eukaryota; Metazoa; Arthropoda; Insecta; Hemiptera; Aphididae.